Musca vetustissima is the source of this 255-nucleotide messenger RNA. Its product is annotated as male accessory gland serine protease inhibitor-like. Bases 4 to 255 code for a protein of 83 amino acids. The record is from RefSeq and is a predicted model, not a curated record. Gene Ontology annotation, molecular function: serine-type endopeptidase inhibitor activity. NCBI's taxonomy places the organism in Eukaryota, Metazoa, Arthropoda, Insecta, Diptera, Muscidae. The transcript is spliced from 2 exons.
ACGAUGCAAAAAAUAUUCGCUUUAUUCUUGACUAUAUUAGUCAUGUCGGCAACGACCUUUGCUCUUAAAGAUCCCAUUUGUGGUUUACCACAUUCCCAGGACGGUGACAAUGAUCUUCAAUGUCGUGGCAGAUUCCCCUCAUUUACUUAUAAUGCUGAGGCCAAGGAAUGUAUCGAUUUUAUUUAUGGCGGUUGUGGGGGCAACGAAAAUCGUUUCUCAUCGAAAGAACAGUGCGAGGAAAAGUGCAAAGAAUAA